Desarmillaria tabescens is the source of this 3576-nucleotide messenger RNA. Its product is annotated as armadillo-type protein. Lineage: Eukaryota; Fungi; Basidiomycota; Agaricomycetes; Agaricales; Physalacriaceae. Gene Ontology annotation, molecular function: small GTPase binding; tRNA binding. The transcript is spliced from 13 exons. Gene Ontology annotation, biological process: tRNA re-export from nucleus. Gene Ontology annotation, cellular component: nuclear pore; nuclear matrix; cytoplasm. The coding region runs from base 197 to 3391 and encodes 1064 amino acids. The record is from RefSeq and is a predicted model, not a curated record.
CUCAUACAAGGAAUCCGGAGAUCUCAGAUUUCAAGUCGCACGUGAUGAUUUUGUCCCAAUUGAAAUCGAUCUUUUGAAGAUCCAUUUCUGUGUUCUGAUUCUGCUGUAUCCCUAUUCCUCUUCCUUCUGCUGAACGGUUUUUUGCGUGUCUCAAGGCUCAGCGCUCAAUUAUUGUCCUCACUAUCUUAUUUUGGACAUGGAGCAAGAAAUCGACAGGGUCGUGCAAGCAAUUACAGUUGCAUCUGAUCCUGCGCAAACCCCGUUGCAUCCAGAGGCUUUGGCCUAUCUUUCCACCAUAGAACAAAACGCCACAGAAACAUGGAGAAUUGCACUAUCUCUAUUCGUCGACGCCACUUCUGAAGGGGUUCGAAAAUACCCACCACAAGCUCGUUUCUUUGCUUUGCGUGUGUUGGAUGCGUUCUUGGAGAGUCGGUUUGAACCCCUGGAUCAGGAAACAUUCCAGACACUGCAACAAACUCUGGUAUCGUACAUCCAAUCCGAGUAUGUCUAUGGAUCGUCGGAAUCCAGUGCUUCAUUCCUUCGCAACAAGUUUUCGCAUACUUUGACAUUAUUCUUUCUCUGCACUUAUAUGGAACAAUGGCCAACCUUUUUUGCCGACAUAUUCACUCUUAUACGAUCCUCGGAAUCAUCAUCCUAUAAUCGACAUAUCUCACUCCUCUUCUUUCAUAUCGUACUAGAAAUCUCGGGCGAGGUUGCAGAUCAGAUGAUCAAAGCUGCCCGGCAAUACACUACCAUACGAGCAACGCGAGACAGUCGCGUCAGAGAUGCUGUAAGGGAGAGGGACGCGGUGAGAAUCAAUGAAGCAGUCUUGACCAUCGUGGCCGAAGGGUCGGAGAGGAUGGCGAACAUGCGCAAGGAUCAAGGUUCUUCUGCAAAUCGGGAGCUAGAUGAGGUUAUUGAAGUUGUAGACUGGGGUAUCAGAACAUUCGGAUCCUAUGUGGGGUGGAUCGAUAUUAAUCUGACAAUUACACCAACUACUGUGCCCCUUCUCUUCACAUUAUUAGCCGAUCCUUCGCUACCUAUCCGACUAGCCACUUGUGUGGCAUUACUACGCAUCGUCGCUAAAGGCCUUAAAGAACCUGGUGACAAGCUUCAACUAAUUAAAGUCCUCUCUUUGGGGCAGGUCAUAGAUGCUCUCGAAGCUAAGACUCGGCAGCAGCAACUAGAAAGAGGGUCGGAAACUGAUGAGGGAGAAGAAUCGUACCGGGAGUCUUUAGGAAAGCUAUUCAAUGUGUUUGGCUUAGAAUUGACAAAAUUAGAGGAUUGUCCCAACGGGCAAGUGCGUUCUGAGGCUACCGGCUAUCUAACUCAAUGUCUACCUGUGCUGCUUCGAUUUAUGGUGGAUGAAUAUGACGAUACGUCCUCCACCAUAUUUCCUCUCCUUCAGGCUAUCCUUGCCAAUUACAAGCGCAGUCGAAAGGUUUCUUCAGAUCCUAUCGAUGAAUCAAAACGAUCCUUCCUUUCGUCCCUCCUACAAGUCAUAUUGGCAAAGAUGAAGUGGGAUUCUGAAGCCGAUCCUGAUGAUUUGGAUGAAGAUGACAAUGCCGAAUUUGAGAAACUUCGCAGGGAGCUACGCAAUUUCAUGGACUCCGUGUUAAUCAUCGAUCAGGACCUGGUUACUGACGCAGUGCGCACUUUGGCGAUGAACACGAUGUCGGCUUAUCAAAAUGGCGUGCCUAUGGAGUGGUACGAAGCCGAACUGGGCGUCUACAUGGUAUACAUCUUUGGGGAGGUCAACAAAAGUGGAGGGAAAGGUCGUGCCGCUUUCUGUCAUACUCCCUCUGUCAUAGACAAGGAGAAAAGGAAAGGUACAAACUACUCGGAAUAUGCCCUGACCACUCAUGGGGAGCUAUUAUUGGCUCUGGUACAAUCGGGCUUGUCGGGUUAUCCGCAUCGAACAGUAGCUCUACAAUUCUUCGAGACAGUAACUCGCUAUACAGACUUCUUCAAAGUGCGCAAGGAGUGCAUUAUGCCAACCCUUGAGGCUAUGGUCGAUACACGGGGUCUACAUAAUUCCAAUCAAACAUUUCGAUCACGUCUCUUCUACCUAUUCUCCCGAUUCAUCAAAGACAGCAAAAACGACAUACCACCAGACAUCUGUGUCACACUCACUCAAAGCAUCCGGGACCUGCUUCCUAUACAGAUCCACAUUCCAGAACCUGAUGAUGUGGAAACAGAUCUUUUGACUGAUGCAGCAAGAGAUCCUGCGUUCGAUUCUCAACUCUUUCUCUAUGAGACUGUCGGAACCCUUUGCUCGUUAUCUGCCAAGAGUUCAGAUCAGCCUGCGGCACAUUUGUUGUCCUUCGUAAAGCCGCUAAUGGAUAACUUAUCGGAGAGUCUUCAGGCUUGCAAGGGGACUCAGGACGUAGGGCCUAUCGUCACUGUGCAUCAUAUCAUCAUGGCCCUUGGUACUAUUGCGAAAGGAUAUCCUGACUAUCCCUCGCCAACCCCUCCCGGGUAUGUUUUACCAUCAUUGGAUGUUUUCGCACAAGUGGCGCAGGCCAUACUUGUAUGCCUGGAAAAUAUGAACGUUUUUAGAAUUGUUCGCGAUGCGACGCGCUUCGCUUUCGCUCGGAUUUUAGCGGCUGCUGGACCUAGUGUGACGCACUACAUCCCUGCUCUCAUGAGCAAUCUACUCGUCCAUUUCCAACCAACAGAACUGGUUGAUUUCGUGAACUUCAUCGGCCUGUUGAUUUACAAGCUUCAAAAUGAUAUGUUUGCUGUACUCGAUGAGCUCAUCGGCCCGCUCAGUGGACACAUUGGUAAUAUAUUGAGACAGCCCAUAAGUGAUCCGGAUGAUCAGCGAGCACACCUGGAAACUAAAAAGGCAUAUCUGGCACUACUGAAUAGUGUCGUCUCGUCGAAGCUGCAGAGAGCACUCAUUUCAGAACGGAAUAAUCCUACGUUUGAACCAUUGAUGCAAUCCAUGAUUGGUAUUGCUGAAGAUGCGUCGGACCCUCCUAGCCAAAAGUCUACUUUUAAUUUUUUAAGUCGUUGCGUGACGAUCUGGGCCGCCCCUCCUCAGACAACUACGGUUAGCAAUGAACCCGCAGAAUCCUUGCCGGGAUUCGAAAGAUUCGUGUAUGAAAGACUUAUCCCGACUGCCUUCCGCGUACCUGCUGCACCAGACUUGAACGUAAAGGAUGGUCAAGUUACGUUGGUCUUGCAAGAAGUUGCCAACUUCCUGCACACUGUUGCUAGAACACGAGGAUCAGAGGCUUACGAUUACCUCUUGACCGUCUUCUUCCCUUCACAAAAUUGGCCAUCAGAGACGGCUCUUGACUUCACUACGAAAUUGCGAGAUCUUGAUGCAAAAGGUUUCCGAAAAUACUUUACGGAGUUUGUUCGUUCGUCACGUUCGAACUCAUAGCACUUGGUUAGAUCUUUAUUCUUACUGCCCUACUCUUUCCUUUACUUUCCAUUAAUCCGUCUUGCACUGCCUCCUAUUAUGUUAUCGAUACAAAGCUGCCACACGUAUUGUGCCAUUAUUCAUAUUCAUGCUUUACAUAUGUACUGUUUGCAUGCGCAUUAAACAUUAUGUCCCUAGGAAAAAUC